Messenger RNA from Sus scrofa (pig), 7333 nucleotides. It is a transcript of the gene KIDINS220, whose product is annotated as kinase D interacting substrate 220. The record is from RefSeq and is a predicted model, not a curated record. Gene Ontology annotation, biological process: nerve growth factor signaling pathway. Gene Ontology annotation, molecular function: protein kinase regulator activity; PDZ domain binding. Lineage: Eukaryota; Metazoa; Chordata; Mammalia; Artiodactyla; Suidae.
AGUUCUGGGUGAUGGAGGAAAAUGGCCGCCGGGUGUGGUGAGGGCGACGCGCCGAGAGCCGAGGUCCUUGCCUUUCCCGGGUUCUGACAGCGCCUGCGGCAAAUCGGGCCCUUUCCGCACGGGCGUGGGCGCCGACCUGGGGCCGGGCUGGGAGACGGAGAGUGUGGUGGUCGGCGAGGAGAAGCCGCGGCCGGUAUUGGAAUAAAGAUAACCGUAGCUUCCUGUGAACAUGUCAGUUCUGAUAUCACAGAGUGUAAUAAAUUAUGUCGAAGAAGAAAACAUUCCUGCUUUGAAAGCACUUCUUGAAAAAUGCAAAGAUGUGGAUGAGAGAAAUGAGUGCGGCCAGACUCCGCUGAUGAUAGCUGCUGAACAAGGCAAUCUGGAGAUAGUGAAGGAAUUAAUCAAGAAUGGAGCUAACUGCAACCUGGAAGAUUUGGACAACUGGACAGCACUUAUAUCUGCAUCCAAAGAAGGACACCUGCCCAUCGUGGAAGAGCUGCUUAAAUGCGGGGCAGCCUUGGAGCACCGUGACAUGGGAGGCUGGACGGCGCUCAUGUGGGCCUGCUAUAAAGGCCGAACCGAAGUGGUCGAGGUGCUGCUGUCCCACGGCGCCAAUCCCAGUGUGACUGGUCUGCAGUACAGCGUGUACCCCAUCAUCUGGGCGGCGGGAAGAGGCCAUGCAGAUAUAGUGCAUCUUUUACUGCAAAAUGGUGCUAAAGUCAACUGCUCUGAUAAGUAUGGAACCACCCCUUUGGUUUGGGCUGCACGAAAGGGUCAUUUGGAAUGUGUAAAACAUUUAUUGGCCAUGGGAGCUGAUGUUGAUCAAGAAGGAGCUAAUUCAAUGACUGCGCUUAUUGUAGCAGUCAAAGGAGGCUACACGCAGUCCGUGAGGGAGAUUUUGAAGAGGAGCCCAAAUGUAAAUUUGACAGAUAAGGACGGGAACACAGCUCUGAUGAUCGCGUCGAAGGAGGGCCACACGGACAUUGUACAGGACCUGCUUGACGCAGGAACGUACGUGAAUAUACCUGAUCGGAGUGGAGACACUGUGUUAAUUGGCGCGGUCAGAGGUGGUCACGUGGAAAUCGUUCGAGCGCUUCUCCAAAAAUAUGCCGAUAUAGACAUCAGAGGACAGGACAAUAAAACUGCUUUGUAUUGGGCUGUGGAGAAAGGAAAUGCGACAAUGGUGAGAGAUAUCCUGCAGUGCAACCCCGACACUGAAAUAUGCACGAAGGAUGGUGAAACACCUCUUAUAAAGGCUACCAAGAUGAGAAAUAUUGAAGUGGUGGAGCUGCUGCUAGAUAAAGGAGCUAAAGUGUCUGCUGUGGAUAAGAAAGGAGACACUCCUUUGCAUAUUGCUAUUCGUGGCAGGAGCCGGAAGCUGGCGGAGCUUCUUUUAAGAAACCCCAAAGACGGCAGGUUACUUUACAGGCCCAACAAAGCCGGCGAGACGCCCUACAACAUUGACUGCAGCCAUCAGAAAAGUAUUUUAACUCAGAUAUUUGGAGCCAGACACUUGUCUCCCACCGAAACAGAUGGUGACAUGCUUGGGUAUGAUUUAUACAGCAGUGCCCUGGCCGACAUUCUCAGUGAACCCACCAUGCAGCCGCCCAUUUGUGUGGGGCUGUAUGCGCAGUGGGGAAGCGGGAAGUCCUUCUUACUCAAGAAACUGGAAGAUGAAAUGAAAACGUUCGCAGGACAACAGAUUGAACCUCUUUUUCAAUUUUCAUGGCUUAUCGUAUUUCUGACUCUGCUCCUUUGUGGAGGCCUUGGUUUGUUGUUUGCUUUUACAGUGGACCCAAAUCUUGGAAUAGCAGUGUCCUUGAGCUUCCUGGCUCUCUUAUAUAUAUUUUUUGUUGUCAUUUACUUUGGCGGACGGAGGGAAGGAGAGAGUUGGAAUUGGGCCUGGGUCCUCAGUACUAGGUUGGCAAGACACAUCGGCUAUUUGGAGCUCCUCCUCAAACUGAUGUUUGUGAACCCACCCGAGCUGCCAGAGCAAACCACGAAGGCUUUACCUGUGCGGUUUCUGUUCACAGAUUACAACAGGCUGUCCAGUGUAGGCGGAGAAACUUCAAUGGCUGAGAUGAUUGCCACCCUCUCGGAUGCUUGUGAAAGAGAGUUCGGCUUUUUGGCCACCAGGCUUUUUCGAGUCUUUAAGACCGAAGAUACGCAGGGUAAGAAGAAGUGGAAGAAAACGUGUUGCCUCCCGUCUUUCGUCAUCUUCCUUUUCAUCUUUGGCUGCAUCAUUGCCGGGAUCACCCUCCUGGCCAUCUUCAGAGUUGACCCCAGACAUCUGACAGUGAAUGCGGUCCUCAUAGCGAUUGCUUCGAUAGUGGGCCUGGCCGUUGUGCUGAACUGUCGGACGUGGUGGCGGGUGCUGGACUCGCUCCUGAAUUCGCAAAGGAAGCGCCUCCACAGCGCUGCCUCCAAGCUGCACAAACUGAAAAGCGAAGGAUUCAUGAAAGUGCUGAAGUGUGAAGUGGAGUUGAUGGCCAGGAUGGCCAAGACCAUUGACAGCUUCACUCAGAAUCAGACAAGGCUGGUGGUUAUCAUCGACGGACUAGAUGCCUGUGAGCAGGACAAGGUUCUCCAGAUGCUGGACACCGUCCGAGUUCUGUUUUCCAAAGGCCCAUUCAUUGCCAUCUUUGCCAGUGACCCGCAUAUCAUCAUAAAGGCCAUUAACCAGAACCUCAACAGCGUGCUCCGUGACUCCAACAUCAACGGCCACGACUACAUGCGCAACAUAGUUCACCUGCCCGUCUUCCUCAACAGCCGCGGACUGAGCAGUGCCAGGAAGUUCCUUGUAACCUCAACCACGAAUGGGGAUGUGCCUUGCUCGGACAGCGCAGGGGUGCAGGAAGAUGCUGACAGGAGAGUUUCGCAGAACAGCCUCGGAGAGAUGACGAAACUGGGUAGCAAGACGGCCCUCAAUAGACGGGAUACGUACCGGCGCCGGCAGGUGCAGAGAACAAUCACCCGGCAGAUGUCCUUCGACCUGACGAAACUGCUGGUGACCGAGGACUGGUUCAGCGACAUAAGUCCUCAGACCAUGCGAAGAUUGCUCAAUAUUGUUUCUGUGACAGGGCGAUUGCUGAGAGCUAAUCAGAUAAGUUUCAACUGGGACAGGCUGGCUAGCUGGAUCAACCUUACUGAGCAGUGGCCAUACCGAACUUCAUGGCUCAUAUUAUACUUGGAGGAGACCGAAGGUAUUCCAGAUCAAAUGACAUUAAAAACCAUCUAUGAAAGAAUAUCAAAGAAUAUUCCAACAACUAAAGAUGUUGAGCCACUGCUUGAAAUAGAUGGAGAUAUACGAAAUUUUGAAGUGUUUCUGUCUUCAAGGACCCCAGUUCUUGUGGCUCGAGAUGUGAAAACCUUUUUGCCAUGCACUGUAAAUCUAGAUCCCAAACUCCGGGAAAUUAUUGCAGAUGUUCGUGCUGCCAGAGAGCAGAUUAAUAUCGGGGGGCUUGCGUAUCCCCCGCUUCCAUUGCACGAGGCUCCUCCUCGGCCGCCCUCAGGCUACAGUCAGCCUCCGUCUGUCUGCUCUUCUUCCACGUCCUUCAAUGGACCCUUUGCGGGUGGGGUUGUGUCACCGCAGCCUCACAGCAGCUAUUACAGCGGCAUGACGGGACCCCAGCACCCGUUCUACAACAGGCCAUUCUUUGCCCCAUACCUUUACACGCCACGGUACUACCCUGGCGGUUCCCACCAUCUCAUCUCACGUCCAUCAGUAAAAACGAAUUUGCCCAGAGAUCAGAGCAAUGGCCUAGAGGUUAUCAAGGAGGACGCUGCUGAGGGGCUUUCUUCACCCACAGGCUCCUCGAGGCCGUGUGACUCUGGGUUUAACAAACAGAGACAGGGAUCAGGCCCAGCUCCAGGAGCCGUAUCCCUGAAUGCGAUGAACGUGGAUGCCGUCUGUGAGAAGCUGAAGCAAAUAGAAGGGCUGGACCAGAGCCUGCUGCCUCAGUACUGCGCAACCAUCAAAAAGGCGAACAUAAAUGGCCGUGUGUUAGCUCAGUGUAACAUUGAUGAGCUGAAGAAGGAAAUGAAUAUGAAUUUUGGAGACUGGCAUCUUUUCAGAAGCACAGUGAUAGAAAUGAGAAACGCAGAAAACCAGGUGGUCCCCGAAGACCCGCGUUUGCUGAGUGAAAACAGCAGCAGCGCAGCUGCUCACGGCGAGUCAGCUCGGCGCGCGUCGCACAGCGAGUUGCCGCACACCGAGCUUUCCAGCCAGGCUCCCUACACCCUCAACUUCAGCUUUGAAGAGCUGAACACGCUCGGGCUGGACGAAGGGGCUGCGCGUCACAGUAACCUCAGCUGGCAGUCACAGACUCGCAGAACCCCCAGUCUUUCGAGUCUCAAUUCCCAGGAUUCCAGUAUUGAAAUUUCAAAGCUCACUGAUAAGGUGCAGGCCGAGUAUAGAGAUGCCUAUAGAGAGUAUAUUGCUCAGAUGUCUCAGUUAGAGGGGGGCACAGGGUCUGCAACAGUGAGCGGCAGGUCUUCUCCGCAUGGCACGUACUAUAUGGGCCCGAGUUCAUCAGGGGGCUCCAUCCACUCUAACCUGGAGCCAGAAAAAGGGAAGGAUAGCGAGCCAAAGCAAGAUGAUGGCAGGAAGGCCUUUCUCCUGAAGAGGGGCGACGUUAUAGAUUACUCAUCGUCAGGCGUCUCCACGAACGACGCCUCACCCCUGGACCCUAUCACUGAAGAAGAUGAAAAAUCCGAUCAGUCGGGCAGUAAGCUGCUCCCAGGCAAGAAAUCCUCCGAAAGGUCCAGUCUCUUCCAGACGGACUUGAAGCUGAAGGGAGGUGGCCUGCGCUAUCAGAAACUUCCCAGUGAUGAAGAUGAAUCUGGGACCGAAGAGUCAGACAACACCCCUCUGCUCAAAGACGACAAAGACAAAAAGGCCGAGGGGAAAGCAGAGAGGGUGUUGAAGUCUCCAGAGCACAGCACGGAGCCCAUUCGGACCUUCAUCAAGGCGAAGGAGUACUUGUCAGACGCCCUGCUUGACAAGAAGGACUCGUCUGAUUCAGGCGUGCGAUCCAGCGAGAGCUCCCCCAACCACUCCCUUCACAACGAAGCCGCGGACGACUCCCGCCUGGAAAAGGCCAAUCUCAUAGAGCUGGAGGACGACGGCCACAGCGCCAAGCGGGGAAUACCGCACAGCCUGAGUGGCCUGCAAGAUCCGAUUGUGGCGCGGAUGUCCAUUUGCUCCGAAGACAAGAAAAGCCCUUCCGAAUGCAGCUUGAUAGCCAGCAGCCCCGAGGAGAACUGGCCAGCAUGCCAGAAAGCCUACAAUCUCAAUCGCACACCCAGCACCGUGACUCUGAACAACAACAGUGCUCCAGCUAAUAGAGCCAACCAGAAUUUUGAUGAAAUGGAGGGAAUCAGGGAGACUUCCCAAGUCCUUUUGAGGUCUGGCUCCAGUUCCCACUCGUCUGCCAUUCAGAACGAGAACCUGAAGAGCAUGGCGCAUAAGCGAAGCCAGCGUUCAAGUUACACGAGGCUCUCCAAAGAGUCUUCAGAGCUCCACGCAGUAGCCUCUUCUGAUAGCACAGGCUUUGGAGAAGAAAGAGAAAGCAUUCUUUAAGAAAGACAAGCGCAAGUCGAAUAGUCUUACUGUACCCCUCUGUCAAGAUUGAGCUGCGUUUUAUAGUGAGUCCAUCCAGGCUCGUCCUCCUUGUACAUUUCGCUCACAAAUCGCGAAUGGAUGAGAAGGCCUUUGGUAAAAGAGACAAAUGCUGUGCAUCGGAGGGACGUGUACAAAAGGAUGGUUCGUCUGCCGCCUCCAUUGUCUCUGCAGUUAGAAGCUGAAAACCCCACUACUGCUAUCACACCUUUCAUUGGCAUAUAAGUCCAAGACAAGAUCAGAGCAGAACGAUAGGUCAGAAGUCGUCUAUUAAAUAUAAAGGGGUUAAUUUGCCAACAGAGGUAAAAGGCCAGAGAGCCCUUUUGCAGAACGUUCAUUCAUUAAAUAUUUGAGGGAAGACAUGAUCGAUGCUAAAUGAACCAGAAGCACAGCUCGCUCGCUCUUAAGGGUAAUAGGCAAGAGUUUACAGAUCACGGAAUAGCCUAGAGACUAACGGUUAAUGCUUUGUGAGUAGAGAACCAGUGUUCUAUAUAAUAGACAGAUUGCUUCAAAGAGUUGUAAAAUUUUAAGUAGAAAAUGUAAAGAGGGCUUUAAAAAUUGCCAGGAGAGCAAGUCCGCAGUGCCCAGAGUAGAGCCACAGUAACCGGGCCACUGUGAGCUGCUGGGAGCAUGGCCCGUGGGGUGGGGCCCGUAACCUCCCCCCGACCUGCACCCCCUUCUCCCUAAAUCCCAGACCUGGCUUCAAGACCCACCCAGGUUUACCCUAUGACCCAUCUAAACUGGGCGCUCAGCUUUCCUUCGUGAGCCCAGCAGUGAGAGGAGAAAAUGAAUUCUUCCCCUGGAGAGUCGGGGAGCCGUGGCGCGCAGUGAUAGGCACUGAGGGUCUUCGUGGGGGAAGAGACGGGGGCCAGGAGGAACCGUGUACCUCGGGAGGUCGGCGGUCGUUGACAGAUGACAAGGAAACAUGUGAUGAGGUGAAAUGAAACCACUGCCUUCUCCUCCAGCGCAGAGCUCAUCUGCUUCAUCUGUUCCUAAAUUAGUUCUGGGGGAAGAUCAUGAGAAAUACUUUUAGGAAAAGCGUUUAAAAACAUAUAGCAAAGCAAAGGCGAAAAGAAGAUAAAUCGGGUGUGACUUUUCAUGUAUUGGUAGCAUUAAGAGAACAAGCACAUUUAAGUAUCGUGUGGACUGGAAGUGCACCUGUCAUCGUGCGUGGACAUGUUUUUGGUCUUUUUUAACGUGGCUCAUCGAUGUAGAAGAAUUUUGGCCGUGUACCUUCAGUCCCAGAGAAGAUUGUAGAUGGUGAGAUCGUAGCUGAGCAGCUACUUACAUUGAGUGGUCCAUUUUCAAUGUUUUGCACUUAAUUAAUACGCUAAGUAUUUAUUUACUCAGCCAGUCAUUGCAUUAAAAGUUGCUCUUUUGCAUUUUCUUGCCUUGAUGUUUGAGUGUAAUCUAGCAUUUUCAUGACGUGUUUAUUUCGCAUGACGUUAACCCAUUUUAACUAAUUUUUUAAAAGCCAGAAUGUUAUUAUUAUAUAUUGAAAUGUUAACAUUUUACUAUUUAUGGUGUUUACUAGUUCGCAAUAUUGUGUAAUUAGUCAUUAUUUCCGGGGAAAUAUUUUGUUCCUUAGCAGGUGCGUAGAUUUAGCUUCAUAUCGUUGUAGUAUGUUCUUUAUUCUCUUUGUGAAGUUAAUGCCAGCAUAUUAAGUGUACAAACAGAUUUAGAAGACAAUAAAAAGAUCGCAUGCUACUCUGA